This is a messenger RNA of Paramacrobiotus metropolitanus, 2318 nucleotides long. Its product is annotated as insulin gene enhancer protein isl-1-like. Gene Ontology annotation, cellular component: nucleus. The transcript has 8 exons. Gene Ontology annotation, biological process: positive regulation of transcription by RNA polymerase II; neuron fate specification; axonogenesis. Gene Ontology annotation, molecular function: DNA-binding transcription factor activity, RNA polymerase II-specific; cis-regulatory region sequence-specific DNA binding. NCBI's taxonomy places the organism in Eukaryota, Metazoa, Tardigrada, Eutardigrada, Parachela, Macrobiotidae. The record is from RefSeq and is a predicted model, not a curated record. The coding region runs from base 320 to 1702 and encodes 460 amino acids.
CAUUAAGUUUUAGCCAUCUGUAUAUUGUACCACCACGAAUAUAUGCAAGCUCGCUUCACACAGUCCAUAAAAUUAUGACGACAUUGUAUGAGACUAACGGGAGGAGAAUCUUCGACAUCAAACUGCUGCCGUUGCAUUUUUAAAUCUUAUUUCCAAACAAAUCGCGUAUCUUUUUUGAUCAACACAACCAGUGUUUUAGCAAGAUUACUGUAUAUUGUGUUCGAAAUGAUCUGAUAAAAUUAUGUGAGUGGUUGGAUUUACCGUCUGUUACCUACAUAUGUUGGUCAGAGAUUCAGAAUGGUUAUGACUGAGCGUCAACAUGGAGAGAUCGCAGGGAUUAAUUGAGACGCAGUUAAUGAUUCCUAGUAGAAUGAAAUGCGAGCGAGAUAUAUCUCGGUGUGCAGGAUGCGGAGGAUUAAUCCACGAUCAAUAUAUCCUUAGAGUAGCGCCCGAUCUCGAAUGGCAUGCAUCGUGCCUUAAAUGUGAAUUUUGUCAGCAGUUUUUGGACGAGACACACACAUGUUUUGUCUACCAAGGACGUCCCGUUUGCAAGGAAGAUUAUAUUAAAAAUUUUAAAAGCUGCGCCAAAUGCAAAGUGUCCUUUCGAAAAGACGACACAGUGAUGCGCGCACGGCAUUUUAUCUAUCAUUUGGAAUGUUUUCGGUGUUCGGCUUGUGACAAUUCCUUGUGUACAGGCGACGAGUUUGGAUUAAAAGAAGAAAUGCUUUAUUGCAAAAUACAUUUCGAACCAACACUGAAAGCAGAGAUGGCGGACGCAGAUCUUUCCUUCUGUUCCAAACCAGUUCGGAAAAGGGACAAAUCUUUCGAAAACGCCACGACACCGCCGCACACGACCGUCGAUGGCUUGGCAGCAUUAAAUGGAUCUCGCAGUCCCGGAUCCGGCUCGCCCAACAGCAGCGGUGGCACAGUGGCAGUUCCGACGGGCAAUAAUCACAAUAGCGCUGUCCCCAGUUCCAAACACACGACAACGGGCACCCGUGAUACGCAUCAUCGCACAACCGGCGGCAAACACGGCAAGGAAACCAAAACGACACGUGUGCGCACCGUGUUAAACGAAAAACAGUUGAGUACACUGCGUAAUCUCUACAAUAUGAACCCGCGUCCCGAUGCGCUGAUGAAGGAGCAUUUGGUCGAUAUGACCGGGCUGAGUCCACGGGUUAUUCGAGUGUGGUUUCAGAAUAAACGCUGCAAAGACAAAAAGAAACAAAUGCUUAUGAAGCAAAUACAACAGCAAGAAAAGAAUGGCCAGCGAUUAGCGGCAAUUCAGGGAAUGCAAGGUGUGGCAAUGGUAGCGGGAAGCCCGGUGCGUCAUGUUGGUGAUCCACAUCUUCAAAUAAAUCCGGUGGAUAUUAGAAGUUACCAUCAACCACAGCCAGCGUGGAAGGCGUUGGAAAAUUUUGCUGUGCAAAACGAUCUAGUACGGCAUCCAAUGAACGGAUCGGUUGGACUACCCGGCGACCAUGGACACGAUCCAACAAAUGCAUUUCAACAACUGCUACAUGGCUUUGCUGAUCCAACCAUGGGCGGGAUGUUGCAGCACGGGCAGGAUUACGGCGGUCAUCCCGGCGGCGGGGAUAUGUAUGAUUUAGGCGGCGACGACAGUUACCAACACGCACCAAAUUCCGUAUCCAGUUCUACGCUACCUUCUGACUUAUCCAGUCCAGAAGGAAGCACGGAAUAAUCAAGCAAAUGCGUUCACUCUCUAAUCGCGUCGGAUCUAGUGAGUUGCAGCUUUAGCUAUCGCCGGGCGCUGGAGCUGCAAAGUACUAUACAAGGAAAGCACUAUCAACCUGGGUGUACUAUCGGAUUUCAGCUCCAGCAGACAAUAACACCUGCCUUUAUCGCAAAUCAACUCUUUUUAGAGAAUCUCCAGAGGGGCGCUGACCCAUGCAAUCUAUACAGUCAGUCUAUAUGAUCCAAAACAAUUUUCGCUGUACCUUUCGCCGCGAUAAUAAGAUGGAAUAGAAUUACCUGCUUUUGAGUUCAAUAUGUGCGCCCAGUGUUUAUGCACCGUAUACAUUUUAUGCGCAUUUUUCAUGUUCGAAAGCAAUAAUUCCUUAAUUUUCAGAAGAGCCAUAAUUUUCGGCCUUAAGUGCCAUAGCGGCUAUGUUAAUAAACUGCUACAAAAGCUAUCAUGAUUAAAAUUACACAAAUACAACUGGAAAUGAUUACCAUAGCAGAGUCUGAUUUUUUAGUGUGAGUUCCAAAAUUUUGAUAGAAAGUAUUAUUUGCUUCUGCAUGUCGCAAGCUUAAGAAGUAUUUCUACCGUAAUAUGACAACUCCGCUUUACAAAAAUG